Molecule: messenger RNA, 4491 nt
Organism: Austrofundulus limnaeus
Lineage: Eukaryota; Metazoa; Chordata; Actinopteri; Cyprinodontiformes; Rivulidae
Gene: memo1
Product: mediator of cell motility 1
Exons: 8
Coding region: 394-1290 (298 amino acids)
Source: RefSeq, a predicted model, not a curated record
ACUGUUAUUUUAAAUUUAUUGCCAUCAUGUGGCCAUUGACUCCUAUGGGUUUUAGUUCCGGAGCAAUUUUACCAAAUGAGUUGCUGAUAUCAGAAAGUAAUAUCAGACUGAUUAUUCAGGGGCGAUCAUGUAAUUGUGUUUUAAAUGGUUUGUUAGCAUUUUAUAUCAUAAAUUAUAGAAAAGAAAGGGCGGAAAAAAGCAAUCAUUGGUUGCACAUCUGCAGCUGAUCAAACUUAGCAAACACAAAAAUGUCAAUUUAAUCAGUUUUAUAGACACUUAGCUAAAAUUUGGCUGGGAAUCAAUCUUUACACAGCCUCACUGACGGAUCCUAACAGAUCUCAUGAGAUCUUUGUUUAUUUAACUGAACGCUUGUUGCAUUUUAAAUCAGUGUUUAUGUCGACUACAAAACACAUUAUUGAUGAGUUUUGCCUUUUUUGUUUUUUUAAAUCUUUUGCAGGAUCUCAGCUGAAUGCACAACUAGAGGGCUGGCUGUCCCAAGCACAGUCCACAAUCAGACCAGCUAGAGCCAUCAUAGCACCCCAUGCUGGAUACACCUACUGCGGUGCUUGUGCAGCACACGCCUACAAGCAGGUCGAUCCCUCCAUUACUCGUAGGGUGUUCAUUCUGGGACCUUCACACCACGUGCCCCUCUCCCGCUGUGCGCUGACACCUGCAGACAUCUAUAGAACACCGCUCUAUGACCUGAGAAUCGACCAGAAGGUUAAUGCUGACCUCUUGAAGACUGGGCUGUUUGAGAAGAUGAGUCUGCAGACGGAUGAAGAUGAGCACAGUAUUGAAAUGCACUUGCCUUACACUGCUAAAGCCAUGGAGAGCCACAAAGAUGAGUUAAGUAUUGUUCCUGUGCUCGUGGGAGCUCUGAGCGAGUCCAAGGAACUGGAGUACGGGAAGCUGCUCAGCAAAUAUCUGGCGGACCCUUCCAACCUCUUCAUAAUCUCAUCGGACUUCUGUCACUGGGGUCAGCGGUUUCGCUACACGUACUAUGAUGAAUCCCAAGGGGAGAUCUACAGGUCAAUCGAGCAUCUGGAUAAAAUGGGAAUGAGCAUUAUAGAGCAGCUGGAUCCCAUGUCGUUCACAAACUACUUGAAGAAGUACCGCAACACCAUCUGUGGGCGCCACCCGAUAGGAGUGCUGCUAAAUGCCGUGGCUGAGCUUAGGAAGACCGGAUUAGAGAUGAACUUUUCUUUCCUGAACUACGCCCAGUCGAGUCAGUGCAGGAACUGGCAGGACAGCUCCGUGAGCUACGCUGCCGGGGCGCUCAUCGUUCAUUGAGGUCAACUUCUGCAGGGGCCACAGCAAACCGCCGCCGCCACCCUGCCCUUACUUAUCUUAUCGCCAUACCCCUGACCCAUGAACCCCACGACCUUAAACUCCUCCCCACUCAGUUGCACCCCCUACUUACGAAAAGGACUUAGACUUUCAGAACCGAUGCGAUUAUCUCCCCUUUCUUUUCCCCUUCCUCUCAGUUUGGAGCCUCUCAAAGCUUUUGGUUGAAGUGCAGUUUUGAGAAGAGAAAAUGGAGACGAAACGAGUCAUUUGAAUUUGGCUCAGACUAAACUUUGGACAGGAAAUCUCUUAUUUAGGUUGCAGCGAUCUUUGAAUCAUUAUUUUCCUGAACACAUGGAAGAUAUGGAACAACACAAUCUAUCUUGUAACUAACUCACCACUACGACGGUGUAUUGGGGCCACUUUGUAGAUGAAAAUAAGGAGGAGCAAAUCUCAGAAAAAACUCAGAAUUUCUGAGAUUAGUUUCAGAAAUUUUUGAGAAAAAAAAUUAAAAUUUUCAUAAUUAAAGACAGAAAUUUGCAACCUUAAAAUUUUCUGACAUGGUAAAGUCAGAAAUUUACAAGAAAGAAAAAACUCAUCUUUCGUUUGCUCUAGUUUAAAACUAAAACACGUAGAAACUUAAAACCUGGACUAAAUUAUUCUACACUGAUUGUAGAAUAUUUAAAACUAAGUGUGUGAUUUGCGAAGAAUAGUAGAAUAAUUUAGUCCAGGUUUUAAGUUUCUACGUGUUUUUUUUAGUUUUUAAACUAGAGCAAAUGAAAGAUGGUGGUGAAAACAGGUGAAAGCACCCUUUAGCCAUUCCUGAAAACUUCAGGUUUUUUCUCAUAAAUUUACGAGUUUUUUUUCUUGUAAAUUUCUGACUUUACCAUGUCAGAAAAUAUUAAUGUCGCAAAUUUCUGUCUUUAAUUCAGAAAAUUUCGUAGUUUUUUUUCUCGCAAAUUUGUGACUUUUCAACAUAAGAGAAUUUCCUGUUUUUUUUCUCAAAUUUCUGAAAUUAAUCUCAGAAAUUGAGUUUUUUCUCGGAGAUUUGCUUUCCCUUUUUUUUUUUUCAUCUGCAAACUGGCCGUAAUACACCAUCGUACACCACCUCAAAGUGGCAGUCUGGUCAUUUUUGAAGCGAUGUGUCGUCUCAUAGCUACCGAUAGUUAGGACCUGAUCAGCCGCGACAUCAGUCAGUGACAACGGAGUGCAAAAGUCUUCAUCCAGACUGAGCUAAUGGCUAACUAUAAAGGAGCCUUCUCGUUUUUCAGGCUUAUGAAGYAAAAUGAAAAUUUUCCCGUUCCUGCAAACUCCGUUAUCGGUGACCGUCAUCUCGGCUGAUAACGUCUUUUAUCUUUCGGCUGCUCUCUUCGUCAGYGGUCACACGCGGCGAGCAAACUCGCACGAAAGAUUCGCCAAUCGUUUUACUCCGUAAGCCUUUCCUGACUGGGCUGGAAGACCGUGGCUCUAAUCCAUCUGACGAAACAUCUGUUCAAAACUCAGCAGAUUAUCUCUUUUUAAAAAGAAACUAAAAUAUUCAGAAACGGAUGGAGAGUGUUCAGGAAAAAAAAAAGAAAUAUGCUUCAAACCUAAUGCUACUAUAAAGUGUCAUAARUAACUGCUAGCACUGUUUAGCAUAUGUCGCUAAUAAAGGGCUGCACCCACUAACUCCCUACUGUAAGCAACCAAAACCAUUAUUAUUACUAUUAUUAUCAUUAUAAGAUUGGUUGAUUAAAUAUAUUUUAUUCACCUGUUUUUAUUUUUAGAAGUUUUGAUAGAUGUGGUAGUAUUUACUGAAUUAGUGAGUAGAUUUGAACAGCAGCUUUUGUCACUUCAGCUCUGAAGCUGUCGGUUCAGACGGUGUGAAACACUGACUCUUUAUUUGCUUAAAGCAGCAAAGAUGUGUCGUUUCAGAGGGCCAGACUUCAGACGCUACAGAAACAUAAGAAAAUGUGGAUUUGUGUCUUCACCGACUCUUGUCUUUGUUUACACAGCCUCUUUAAAAUUCUGUAGCAGYUGAGUACGAGAAACAAGUGAUUUUUUUUUUUACUUAUUUUUUCCUGAUUUUGUAGCAAAUAUCUUCUGUUACAUAUUCAGCAAGGCUUUUGGUUUGGCCCAGCAGGGAAGUCUGCCUUUGUAAAUUAUAAGAAAUAUCUAUUAAGAAGGUUAUUUAAUUAUUAUUUUUUUGUUUUGAAUGAAAAAUGCCAAAAAAAGGUUGAAAUUUGUAUCAGUUAUUCUAAAAUUAGUAAACUACUUUAUAUAAAUUGUUGGAUUGAAACCAAAACAAUAAAUAAAUAGAUAAAUUAGAUUUAACCAGAUUUUGUUUUGGAUUUAACGAAUUAAGACAAAUUUUUGCUUAUUUAAACAUAAAGCACAGAAUCCCAGGAGGAUUUUUAACUGGUUCGAGGGGCAAGAAUAAUUUAAUAAUUUCUUGUAGCUUUCAUUGGAAAUUCGACGAUUUGCUACGAGAAAUUUACGGGAGUUGAACAUCAGCUCCCCGAACUUGGCGCCAUAAAAUGUGUUGGAUUAAGAUUAAAACAGGGUGGGGUGGGGCAGACUGAAAGUUCAAUCCCAGACUCACCUGACCUCUAAUGCUAAUUUACAGGAAACUAGCAAAGCAUGACACACUGUGCUAUUGUGCCUUUUCUCACUGUUGCACAUUUAUAUAUAAAACGUGUUUUCACUUUCAGUCUUAUUUGAUGUUUUAGACUGUGCUCUUCUGUUUAUUAUUUUUUUUUUAGUUUUUUUUUUUCCAAUCUCCCCUUUUGCCGACAGCUUGAUCUCGUCUCCGGCUCAUUUACGGGCCUUUCCACCUCGUCUCUUGGGUCUAAAAACAAAACACAACAAAAGGAAAAAGGCACCGACUCGAAUCUCCUGUGACCUGCAGGGAGUGGAGUUCUGUUUCGUCCACGUCAACUUGUAGCGAGUGAAAAGCUUAACCUCAACACUGUUCCUUUUUUUAUUAUUAUUUUAUUCUUUUUCUGUUCAUGGAUAUUUGUCAUUUUAGAAAUGUUUUUCUUUUUCGUAUUUUGUGUUUUUUCUUUGAGAAUUGGAACUUACAUGUCAUUAACCUAAAAUAUACUGCUUAACUACUCCCGUAAUGGAGUUUUUUUGAUCUCAGGUUCCACUGACAAAACAUCCCUAAAGGCUGUUCAGAAAAAGGCAGAGGAUUCAUGUUACAAAAGAAGUAAAAUGUACUGAAAAGCA